CCUGAAUGGAGCAAUCGAGUUGAUGGCAAGGUUAAUCACCUACAAAAGAACUUUAAGAAUGACAAUAAAAUAAAUAGUUGUGUAUGAAAUGAAAAGACACAUAUGUGGUUCUGAUUACUGUAGCACAAAAUGUGACACUUAAGUUAAUUAAAAGCAUUAGAGUGUACAAAAUGGAGAAAAUUAUACCAAUGAGUUGGUUGAAUCAAAUACUACUAAUUUUUAGUAUAGCAGCUGCAAUAUUAUCCUUGAUUGUACAAGGGUGGAUAGAUCUCACACCUCUGUCAAUAUACGUUUCUAUCUCUUGGGCAGUAUUUAUUACAAUUAUAUCUGUAUGGUUGAGUUGUUAUUUGCUACGUCUCACAUUAAAAGCCAACAGUCCGAUUCCUUUAAGAUUUAUAAAUAAGUGGAUAUACAAAAGAGUGAAUCAGUUAAGUUCGGAAUUUUCUGUAAACAAAGAUGAAAAUAUAGAAGUCAUUUACAAGAGUCAAAGUGAGAACCAAAAGAACUUGAAUGCUGCACAAGGUAAUAUUACAUGCAAUAAUGAUGCAACAUUUGAUACCUGUAAGGAAAGCUCUUUGACAAGAAAAAAAACGCUGAACAUAAUAGAAAUAACACAAGAGAUUAAUGCAAAGUAUGUAGAAAUGUGGUAUAGGAAUAUAAGCAAUGACAGAUCAUUCCCUGAUGAAGCACAGGACUUGUUGAGUAAAUUCUUGACUAGGCUUGUUUGGAAAACCAGUCUUUUAGAUAAAAUAAAGGUUACUAAUAAAUUGGCAAAUGUGUUAUUGUUGCACUUAAAGGAAUAUCAUAGAGCAUUACGUAGAGUUGAAAAGGGUACUGCAGCUAGCAUGGAGGAAGCUUAUAAAUAUUUACACCCUGGAUCUCGCAGUACGUCGACAUUGGAGCACAUGCUAUAUCGUUUAGUUACUGUUCUGGCACAAGAGUUUUUACAAUGGGAAUUAAUUAGUUCAUUACCAUGCAAACUUUUGUUAUCUAUUUUAGCAAAGAGACUUUUAAUAAUAAUAGACACAAUAAGCUGCCCAAAUUGGUUGAUUGAGAAUAUGUUAAUAUUAUUGGAGGCUCCAUUAAACAAAGUUGAUAGUGUCAUUGCUCCAGUUAAACAAAAUAUCAAUGGUACUAUAAGUGUUGCUUUAAGUGAUGGUAUUACAUCCGUGACAGCGGCUGUGAUUCCACAGCAAUUGCUAAAAUCUGUAUCUAAGUCUAGUCCAACUGCAACUACUACUGUGAGUGAAAACAAGAAUGCAGUUUUAAUGGUAACUCCAGAAAGACCAACUCUGUGUUUGGAAGGUCUCUCUAUGGAGCAUAGAGGUCUGUGGGGAGGAAGCAUAACUGAUCUGGAAUUAGAUGAAGAUAAGAUAUCACCGGUAUACGAAGAGCCGACGGAUUUCGCUACGACUAUCGCUAGGCUUAGAAAUGUGUUGCAACAGAAAUCAACAGCAACCACACCAUUACACGUUGAAGAAAAAUCCUAUGUGAUAUAUGAAGGAAAUCAAUUUAUGAAUUUAUCAAUUCCUUGGACUGAGUUCCAUACUGCAACGGACGGCUCGCAGCAAUUGUACUAUUGUAUACAAUUUGAUGAUGUCGAACAACGUGGGGUAGAUUUAUUCGAAACAACCACUGCUACAGUCAAAAGACAAUAUGCUGAUUUUGUUCAAUUACACAUCAGUUUAGAAGAAAUUCCAUCAUUAGCAAAUAUCAUGUUGGAAUUGGUAUUACCUGAGGGUGGCCGGAUCGAACUGGAGAUGUAUUUGAAAACGUUAUGUACGCGAUUGGCGAACGAAUGUCCGCCACAACUGCGUCACUUUCUUCGACCUAGUAGUAGCGCGGGCAAGAAAGCCGACGCGGUAGCGCCUCGUUUGGAUCGAUUUCUAGCCAAGACUGUGACUGGCGUUUUUAAUACGUUGAAAACUGUUGUGCCAGGAUUCGAACUAGAUCAAGAAGAAGAGGCUUCCCCUCUACCUACUUUGAUGCCCUUGUCUGACAUACCUUGGAGAUUUGUCGAAGAUAUAAAAUCGAAAAGUCUAGCUUGUGAACUACAGCAACUGAUCAUGGAAAGGACAGAAUAUUUUACAGUAGACACAGCUUACGAAGCAGUUGACUCGAUAGAAGCCAGUGGCGAUUCAGAGUUAUUAGAUUGCUGGUGGGAGACGAUUAAUACUUCAUAUGAUGAUGAAGUAGACGAAUUAGAUUCGAAUUUAACACUGACAUGUACGAUGAUAGAUUUGGUUUGUGAACUUCUAGCAGGCAUUGCUAGUAACAACACACUACAACAAGAAGCAAUCGUUAGAUGGACUAAAUUGUUAUUUGGGAAUAUUUCAGAGCCAAUCCUACAGAAAAUAAUUCUUUGGUUAUUUGACUCUCUGAGUGGCUCUUCGUUAAUUUGGGAUGCAUCACAUAAUAACACAAGUCAGAAUGAUACACAGUUGAAAGACAAAUUGUUACAUAUACUAGAGGAAAAGAUAUCGUACGAUAUAAAAUUGAUAUUCGGUGAGGAUGAUAUACACAACGCUCUGAACUAUUUGUUAAGUUCAUACAAAAUCAAAAAAAUCAAUGUAGAUUUAAAUAUGCAAAUGUUGGAUGCACUAAUAUCGGAAUUAUUGAUUUCCUGUAAAACAAAUGAUGCCACAAGGAAUUAAUUUCAAUGUUUAUUAAGUUCUUUAAAUAGAAGAUUUGAUAAUUUAGUGAGAUUCGCACAUUUUUAUUCUCUCGACAAUGUAUCUGUGAGGGAGUCAUUAAGAUAUUUGUAUCAAAAUAAUUAUAUAAAAAAAAUUGAUAUGUGCCAUAUGUAAAACAUAUCGCUCCCACACUUCGA
Molecule: messenger RNA, 2830 nt
Organism: Atta colombica
Lineage: Eukaryota; Metazoa; Arthropoda; Insecta; Hymenoptera; Formicidae
Exons: 9
Coding region: 171-2654 (827 amino acids)
Cellular component (GO): intracellular membrane-bounded organelle
Molecular function (GO): phosphatidylinositol binding
Source: RefSeq, a predicted model, not a curated record